Messenger RNA from Sitodiplosis mosellana (orange wheat blossom midge), 4544 nucleotides. RefSeq names its product DNA topoisomerase I, mitochondrial (gene Top1). Gene Ontology annotation, biological process: DNA topological change; DNA replication; chromosome segregation. The transcript has 10 exons. Gene Ontology annotation, molecular function: DNA binding; DNA topoisomerase type I (single strand cut, ATP-independent) activity. Lineage: Eukaryota; Metazoa; Arthropoda; Insecta; Diptera; Cecidomyiidae. Gene Ontology annotation, cellular component: chromosome; nucleolus. The record is from RefSeq and is a predicted model, not a curated record. Bases 399 to 3491 code for a protein of 1030 amino acids.
UGUAUUUGGUUGUCAUACGACAGAAAGGAGUAAAAGUACCGACGAGUGUGUGUACCGUCACUUUUUCUUUCGAAAGUGUGCUCAAUUUUAUCAUUUGCUUUUGCGUUGUUGGUGUGAAUUUUAACAAAUUUAUUUUUAAGAAUUACCCAAGAUAGUUCAUUCGAUAAUAGUUGGACUAAAUGCUACACAAUUUAUGUCAUCAAGAGAAGAAUAAAAUUCAAUGAAACAGUGGAAUCGAGAUAGUUCGGAUGAAUGGUCGGUUUACACGAUAACGUACAUACCAUACGAUAUAAAGUACGCAAACUCUCUUACGUAUAUAUAGGUGAAGAGCGACAUCCGAAAGAAGUGAACGCAAACGAAAAAGUUGGUUGUACGGUGGAUUGCGUUGUGGCGUUUUAAUGCGUUUGUCGCGUUUGCUGGGACUUAGAAAAUUUCUCGUUCAUUUACCUUCACGAGUUGUUCCGAAGAAGGCUGAAAAUUUUUCUAUCAGUUGUGUGAAUUGGUACAAUUUUUGUGAACUUAGAAAAUUUUCGGUGUGCAUCGCAACCAUGAGCAUCGAAAAUUCAGUUGUCGGCGGAUCUACCGAUUCGGAAAUUAAAACAAUGAAUGGACUAAAUGGUGUGAGUAAUGGACACUCAGUGGUGAGCAGUGGAAGUUUGGAGAAGAAAGAAAAGUCGAAACACAACAGCAGCAGUUCGCAUCAUCAUAAAUCGUCUAGUAAGGAUAAACACCGUGACAAAGAUCGAGAACACAAAAGUUCAAAGACUUCGCAUUCCAGUAGUAGCAAGGAUAAACACCACUCGAGCAGCUCACGUCACGAUAAAGAUAAAUCUUCAUCGGAUAAACAUAAAUCGUCCUCCGACAAGGACAAACACAAGAGCUCAUCUUCUUCGAAACAUCAUUCAGGCAGCAGCAGUGGAAAGGACAAGCACCGUGAUAAAGAUCGAGAACGAGACCAUAAAAGUUCGAAGAGCAGUCACUCGCAUUCCAGUAGCAGCAAGGACAAACACCAUUCAUCCAGUAGUAGCUCACGUCACGAUAAAAGUAAAUCAUCAACGGACAAAGAUAAGGACAAACACAGGAGCUCAUCGUCAAAGCACCAUUCGGGCAGCAGCAGUGGCAAGGACAAGCACCGUGAUAAGGAGCAUAGAGAGCAUCGUGAUAAGGACAAACAUUCAUCGAAAUCUAGCCAUGAUCGUCACAAGGCUGAGAAGAAAGCUUCUGAAAACGGUGUUUCACAUAUUAAAGCCGAACCAGUUGCUGUUAUCAACGAGGAGCUCAGAGAUCCUUUGGACACUGCCAACUUUUCGUUUUCGGAAACGAAUGCCAUUCAGGCAAAUGGCAUUCGCGACUGCUUCGUGAAUGUAUCGCAAAUUUCGGAGACUAGUUCAUGUGACUACUCAAUGUCACAGUUCAGGGCCGAUGAGUCGGCAUUUUCGAUUAAAGAGGAGGCUCCUGAAGUUGACGAUGAUGGCGAGGAGAUUGCCAGUUUUGGUGUAUUUAGAAAUGAAACACUUGAUAGCCAAGACGAUGAAGAUGUUCCGAUUGCCCAAAGAACCAAGAAAAUCAAGCGCGAAAUAACCGAUGACGAAGAUGAAAUGCCGCUAACUGCUCGCAAGAAGCCCAAGACCGAGAAGAAAGAAAAGAAAAUUAAGCGUGAGCCUAGCGACGACGAAGAAGAUGACUAUGACAAACCGAAAAAGAAGAAGAUCAAAAAAGAGAAGAAGGUAAAGGAAGAAAUUAAGACCGAAUCUGCUUCACCACAAAAAGGACGUAAGAAAAAGGAGGGCGAGACACAAGAAGUUUGGAAGUGGUGGGAAGAAGAGAAACCUAAGGAUGGCACGAAAUGGUCGUACUUGGAACACAAAGGGCCGGUAUUUGCACCGGACUAUGAACCACUACCACAACACGUUGUUUUCGAAUAUGAUGGCCACCCAAUGAAAUUAUCACAAGAUGCCGAAGAAAUUGCUGGUUUCUAUGCCAGAAUGUUGGAACAUGACUACACAUCGAAGGAUAUUUUCAAUAAUAACUUUUUUAAAGAUUGGCGCAAAUCCAUGACGUCAAAAGAAAAGGAAAAGAUAACUCGUUUGGAAAAAUGCAACUUCCGGAAAAUGGCUGCAUAUUUUACGGAGUUGUCCGAGCGCAACAAGAAUCGCACAAAGGAAGAGAAGCUUGCACUCAAGGAGGAGAAUGAAAAAUUGAUCAACGAAUAUGGGUUUUGUACAAUUGAUGGUCACAAGGAAAAAAUCGGUAAUUUCAAGAUUGAACCGCCCGGUUUGUUCCGUGGCCGUGGUGAGCAUCCAAAAAUGGGUUUAGUAAAGAAGCGCAUCAUGCCCGAAGAUGUAAUGAUCAAUUGCUCGAAAAACAGUAAGAUUCCAGUGCCACCGAAAGGACAUCGUUGGAAGGAAGUGCGUCACGAUAACACAGUUACAUGGCUUGCGUCAUGGACAGAAAAUGUGCAGGGCCAAGUAAAAUAUGUCAUGUUGAAUCCAAGUUCCAAAUUAAAAGGUGAAAAAGAUUGGCAAAAAUACGAAACCGCCAGACGAUUACACAAACACAUCGAAAAAAUUCGUAGCACCUAUCGUGAGGAAUGGAAAUCGAAAGAGAUGCGUAUACGUCAGCGUGCAGUGGCAUUGUAUUUCAUCGAUAAACUCGCACUGAGAGCGGGUAAUGAAAAAGAUGAAGAUCAAGCCGAUACGGUUGGCUGUUGUUCAUUGCGUGUUGAACACAUCGAACUACACAAAGAACUCAAUGGCAAAGAGAAUGUUGUCGUAUUCGAUUUCCUUGGUAAAGAUUCCAUUCGCUACUACAAUGAGGUAGAGGUUGAAAAACGAGUGUUCAAAAACUUGGAAUUGUUCAAGGAAAACAAAAAAGAUGGGGACGAUCUGUUUGAUCGUCUUAACACGGUUGUUAUGAACGAACAUUUGCGCGAUCUUAUGGACGGUUUAACUGCUAAAGUAUUCCGUACGUAUAACGCCUCAUGGACGCUUCAAAAUCAAUUGCAACAAAUGACCGAUCCAAAUGCAUCGAUACCAGAAAAAUUGCUUGCCUAUAAUCGCGCCAAUCGUGCUGUUGCUAUUUUAUGUAACCAUCAACGUGCUGUUCCUAAAGGCCAUCAGAAGAGCAUGGAAAAUCUUAAAGAAAAAAUUCGGGCUAAACGUGACCAAAUUGACGAUUUAGAAGUCGAUGUUAAGGAUUGCGUGAAAGCAGCCAAACGAGGUUCAGUUAAAGAAAAAGUAAUUGCCGACAAGAAGAAAAAGCAAUUAGAAAAACUGAAGGAGCAAUUGAAAAAGCUAGAGCUACAAGAGACUGAUCGAGAUGAGAACAAAACAAUUGCAUUGGGAACAUCAAAGUUGAACUACUUGGAUCCUCGGAUAUCGGUAGCUUGGUGCAAAAAACAUGGUGUUCCAAUCGAAAAAAUUUAUAAUAAAACACAACGUGACAAGUUCCGUUGGGCUAUCGAUAUGGCUGAUGAGGACUACGAGUUCUAAUUUAAGAACAAUAUUUGACGUCUGAUCAGCCGAUAUUUUCGAAUACUACAUAAGGAUAGUAUGUAGAUUUUUUUUCUCUCGCAAAGUUGAUUGCAAAAAUAUAAAUACAAAUAUGAAUAACGAUGCGAUGCGAAAGAAGCCAAAAUUUUCAAAAUGUAACAAAAUCCUGCACAUUCAACGCAAUUAUUUACAUCCAAAACAAAAUACUGAAGGAAGAAUUAGAAACAAAAGAGGAGAUCUUGCUAUUAACAAAAAUGUCUGUAGUUAUGUUAGGUAAUUAAAUGAAUGGUAUGAAAAAAAAAUUAUGCAAACAACAAACGUUAAUAUUUAGGCAACCUAUAUAAAAUGAAACAAUUGUCGAUUAAAAUUGUAAUUAAUAGCUUUUUCGAAAGAAAAAAAUUAAAUAUUAUAUUUCAUUAGGUUUUAUUUCUCUUUUAAUCGAUGCAAUAAUAUCGAACUUUGAAAAUAUUGUUUGCUAAAGAAACCCCAACAAAAUAUCAAAUUUCAACGCGAAACAAUUAAUUGUAUAAGAGUCGGGGCCAGUUACAUUUUUUUUUUGGUUUUUAGACUGUUUUAUUUGGUGAAUAAGUGUCUAAUAUGACAUAAAACAGCAGGUCACCAGCUAUACCGCCUUCAACAAAUCUAUUUUUUAAAUUCCUGUUUAAUAUUUUUGCAUUGUACAACUAAAUUUUCCGAAGAAAUGGAAGUGUUUGAUAUUUUUUGAAUGAAAUUGCAUAUGGGCAACAACAAAAUAAAAACUACCAUCAACAAUAUGGAAACAAAAAAAUAUCUUAUUUUAUUAGUGAUUAUUGUAAAUUUAAUUUUAGAGAUUAUUAUCAUAAAAAAAAACUUGAAAAAUUCCAUUAAUGGAUUGCUAUUUACGAAUGAGACAAAUCAAUGCGAAUUAUUUCAUGAUAUAACCCAAAUAGCUGAUAUCAAUUACAAUAAAAAUUAAAAUACAAAGUAUUUUGAUGUGAAUUUAUUUUCAACUAUGUGUGUAAUAUGUUUUUUUGAAGUAAUAAAGUGAGAGAAAUCACACAUCUAACGUGGAAA